Molecule: messenger RNA, 1542 nt
Organism: Penicillium pulvis
Lineage: Eukaryota; Fungi; Ascomycota; Eurotiomycetes; Eurotiales; Aspergillaceae
Product: glycosyl hydrolase family 79 C-terminal domain-containing protein
Exons: 7
Coding region: 1-1542 (513 amino acids)
Source: RefSeq, a predicted model, not a curated record
AUGCGUUUCUCUCAGGCAAUUUGGGCUGUAUACAUUCCAGCCGUUGCUGCCAUCGCCACGAGCCAAAACAUCAAGAUACAUGCCCCUUCAAGUGUACCCGCAGAUACUUCUCAGCCAGUGGCGCACGACUUUGCCUCCAUUUCAAUACCUAUCCAUUUUUUUGCAGAAUAUGCCGGCAACAAAAGCAGCCCUAACAUAUUCUCCCGUGAUAUAAUCGAGCUUCUACAUCAGAAGACAGGCGCAUAUCCCCACAUUCGUGUUGGCGGUACAUCAGCCGACCGAGCCAUCUACAAUGCCUCACAGAUGGAGUCCAUCAUUCUAUCCUCUGAAUACUCCAAUGGAAUUCCACUGGAAGUCUACGUUGGUCCAACGUUUUUCGAAGGAUUUGAGAGUUUCCCCGGUGUUCCCUGGACUUUCCAAGUUAAUCUCGCAAAUAACAAGAGCGACGCCUUGGAAAAUGCCCUCUCAGAGGCACGAGUUGCUUUGAGACAUAUUAAGGAGAACUUGGUGGCGUUUGAAGUUGGGAAUGAGCCUGACUUGUAUCCUGGUGCCGUGCGGCCGUUAAAUUACUCCACGGCAGACUAUGUCCGGGAAUGGACAGGGUUUGCUGAUGCAAUCUCUGAGGAGGUUUUGCGUGGGAACUCUUAUGGCUUAGAUUAUUGGAAGCUUUUUCAGGCUUUGACCUUUGUGGAUAAGGGUGAUGGGUUUUCUACGGCCAAGGCGUUCCAGGAUGGGAUUGAUAAGUCUGGCCAUGUCAAGACUGUUUCUCUACACCAAUACGCAGCUGGAAACCAGGCAUGGGUCCGACUACAAAACUCCUUCAUGAACCACACCGCUAUCACUGGGAACCUAAGUCAAUAUAUCCCCGAUAUGAAAGCAACACAUGACGCCGAUCCAAGUAUCACAUUCCUGCUAGGCGAGACAAACAGCGACUACGUGAACCUAGACAUGGCGCAAGUGGAAGGAGUUUUUGGUAGCUCACUCUGGCUGCUCGAUUACCUACUCUAUGGCAUGAGCUUGAGUAUCAGCCGCUUCAAUCUUAUCCAAGGAACAACUUUCGGAUACACAGCCUGGGUCCCAGUGGAAUACAACGGACAAACUCCCGGAGUUAGACCACCACUUUACGGUCAGCUCGUGGCUGCAGACGUAAUUGGUCGUCACGACAACGUGCAAGUCAAAUCAUUGGAUCUCGGUCUGUGGGAUUUGUCCGCAUAUGCUGUGUAUGAGUCGGGUGUGUUGUCUCGGUAUGUCGUUAUUAAUCUAAAUGAGUGGAACACUACAACAAGCUAUACGCGUCCCACUCGAAAGGUUUCUCUCAGUGUGCCACGGGGUGUGCACUCGGGUGAAAUUAUGAGGUUGUCUGGGCCAGGGGCUGGUUCUGAUACUGGUAUUACCUGGGGUGGAUAUAGUUGGAACUAUACUACUGAUGGACGGCUUGGGCAGUUCGGUGAGCAGCAAUCUUGGUCUGUUUAUCCGAGGAGUGGGUAUAUGAAUCUGGAUAUACCUUCGACUGAGGCUAUUGUGGUUGAGUUGCGGAGGUAA